CGCAUCCCGCGGAACCGCACCGCAUCCCAGGACACAGCAUCGCAUCCCGGGGAACCGCACUGCAUCCCGGGGAACCGCAUCCCAGGGCACAGCAUCGCAUCCCGGGGAACCGCACCGCUCCGCACGGCCCCGCGCCCCCGGUGCCCGCAGCACCCGCCCCCGGCAGGACCAUGAUGUCGUGUGCCGAGCUGCUGGCCGUGUGCCUGCUCUCCGCAGAUCGCGGCCCCAAGCCCCACCGCCAGCCGCUGCCCAUCUUCCACGACAUUUUCCGGCGAGCUGACAAGAACGAUGAUGGGAAACUGUCAUUUGAGGAGUUCAAGAACUAUUUCUCUGAUGGCAUCCUGAGCUCGGAGGAGCUGUGGGAGUUGUUCAGUGGCAUUGACAGGCGUCACUCAGACAAUGUGGACACGGAGAAGUUGUGUGAUUAUUUCUCGGCGUACCUGGGGGAAUACAGGAAUGUGCUCUCUGCCCUGGAAACCCUCAACGCUGCGGUGCUGGCAGCCAUGGACAAAACCAAGCUGAGGUACGAGACCUCCUCGAAGAUGGAGCAGUUCCUGACCCGGUUCCUGCUGCGGGAAACCAUGCACCAGCUGCAGUCCCUGCAGGCAUCCCUCGAGUGUGCCGUGGACACCGUGGAGGAGCAGGCGGGACGGGAGAGAAAGGAGAUCAAGAAAUCUGAGACUUCUGUUGGCCUGAGGUCAGGGAGGCGAUGUGGGCGCAGGGGACAGAAGAAUGUCUGCCUGUCCCCAACAGACCCCUACUCUGGGAUGCUGACAACAGGUGUUCGUGUCGAGGACAACAGCCAGUGGAUGGCUCAGAUCAACAGGCUCCAGCAGCUCAUCGAGAAGCUGGAGUGCAAGAGCCCACGCCUGGAGCCGCUGAAGGAGGAAUCCCUGUGCAAAGGCCAGGAUGCUCACAUCCUGGUGGCCAAGAGGCAGAUCUCGGUGGCCACGAGCAGCAUCGAGGAGUUCCGGCAGGCGUUCCGCUCCUACACCGAGGGCACGGCCGGGCACAGCAGCUGCCUGCAUGUCUCUGCCUGCAAGCUGACGGACGAGGCCUGCUUCAUCCUGUACGAGUUCUGGCAGGACGUGACCUCGUGGAGAAGCCACUUGCAGUCCAGCUGCAGCAAGACUUUCCAGCAGUCCAUCCUCAGCUUGCUGGAGUCCCCAGAGCUGCUGACCACCAUGCUCUUCCCAGCUUCCUGGUGGAUCAUGAACAACAACUGACCCGGGGCAGCCGUCUCCAGGACACCAUCAGCAUGCGGGAGGACAUGGAGCCCCGGGCACAGCCGUCACCUUUGUCACCUCCCUGUCCCUCCAUUCCCUCCUGUGGCCAGCGGGGGCUGCCUGCCCUCGGCCCUGCCGGUGUUUCACUCCUUUGCUCUUUUCAUGUCAAUUUAUUUAUUUAUCCUGCUCCUAAGACAGUGUCCGAGCCGAGUGUGGGGGUGGCAGCCUGGCCCUCGGGGGUGCACUGGGCUGGUGCUGCAAGCCAGGAGCCCUCAGUCCCUCUUGCACUCAGCUCCUCUUCCUCCUGGCUCUGAGGCUGCCCAGGGGCUGGGAUGGGCAGGGGACACGGCCCUGGCCAGCUGUGACAUCCUGCCCGGGCAGCCAGGUGGCCUGAUACAGAUUGUGAAGAGCGUUUUGUAGGGAAAAAAAUAUUUCAUGAAGGGAUUCUGGCAAGCUGCAGCUGAUCCUGGCCUGCCAUGCUGGCAGCACGUGCUGUGGCUUUGGGACUGGCUUUGUGCCCCAGCAGCUGUGCCCGUGGCUGAAGCUGUCCCCAGCACAUCCCACUGCCAGGGGAGGCCAGAGUGGCUCCAGUCCCUGCUGCUUCCUCAGCUCCAUAAACCAGCACUGGCAGCUGGCAGUGCCACCAGAAGCUGGAGCUGAGCUCAUGGGGAGGGGUCAGGGGGUACUAAAUGAGGGGGGAAGGGUGGAGCAGAUCCCACCUGCUCCAGGGGUGGCACUGGGGGUUUUUUUGGUGGAUCCUGUGCUGAGGCAGGGAAAAUUGCAUUGCCACAGCCAGUGUGGAGGGAGUGGGAGGGCCCAGGAGGGGCACCAGCCACCCUCCUGGCAUGGGAAACAUCAUCCCUGUGCCCCUGCCUGCCCCCAGCACCAGUGUGGCCCCAAGGGUGCCUGCACCCCCAUCCUCACUCACCCGGGACCUGGUACCACCCCCAACCUCUUCUUCCUCUCCCUGUGGGUGCUGCUCCACCAGAAACCUUCCUUUGAGUGUUUCUCCCCCAGCCCCUGGAUGCAGCCAGUAAAAUCUGUGCCUGAAGGGGCAGCGGGUGCAGCUCCAUCCUGGGACCCCUCAUAUCCACUGUGCUGGGUGGGUCUGACCCGGUGUCACCCCUGGGAGGGUCACUGGGUUUUAGGGUGCUUGUUUUGCUGGCUUUGGGGUGCCAGGGAGUGACCUGGCUGAUGCCAGGAGCAGCCUGCAGAGAUGGGAUCAGGGAAGCUCCUGCUUGGAGGAGCAGCAGCUGCUGGGCACAGACCCCAGCCCAGGGCAGGCUCAGCACCCAAACCACAAAUGGCCCUGCCAGGGAUGGGGUGUCCCUGUUCCCGUGGGGACCCAUCCUCCAAACACCCAGUUGUUUACCUGAUAAACAAUACCUGCUGCCUUCCCUGGCCAAAGCCAGGAUUUCUGUGAUCAGGGCCACAUUCCUGCCCCUGGGAGCGACAAACAAGGGAUCCAGGGAAGUGCUGGAGCUGCAGCAGCAGCACGGGCCAGAGCAAGGGAUGAGCUGUGCCAGGGCACAGCCAGGGUGGGUUGGAGAGGGGCAGACACAGAGGCAGAGCUGCAGCAGGCGCUGCUUUGGGAUUCCUGAGCUGCCUCCCCAGCCCUGUGUAGGGUUUACCCCUCAGCUUUGUGUUUCUCCAUCACUGGAUUAAUGUUUGCAGCAGCCUGGAGACCAAAAUCCUGAGAUUUAGCCAGGGUGUGGGCAGGGGGAAUCCCUGGGGGGCACAGAGCUGGCAGUGACAGCAUCUGCAGGCUGCUCUGUUCUCACAUAAAAAAAAAAAAAGAUUAUUUAAGAAAAGCUCAGAAAACAACACACUGACCUAUAAACGCAAAGAAAUCACUGAUAGGGCUGAACUCCAGCUCUGCCUGCACUUGCUCCCAGGCUUUGCCCACAGCAUCACCACUACAGGGAAGGCAAAUUUU
Molecule: messenger RNA, 3162 nt
Organism: Poecile atricapillus (Black-capped chickadee)
Lineage: Eukaryota; Metazoa; Chordata; Aves; Passeriformes; Paridae
Gene: NECAB3
Product: N-terminal EF-hand calcium binding protein 3
Exons: 13
Coding region: 171-1226 (351 amino acids)
Biological process (GO): regulation of amyloid precursor protein biosynthetic process
Cellular component (GO): endoplasmic reticulum; cytoplasm; Golgi cis cisterna
Molecular function (GO): calcium ion binding
Source: RefSeq, a predicted model, not a curated record